UGGCAAGAUACUGAAGCAGAAGCCAUUCGGGACGCGUCUGCUCAAUCUCAAACGCCAUUCUGUCUCCUGUUUUCAGAUAUAUCACGGAGUCGCAAGCUGUCAAUCAGCAUGUCAACGUGAAACAACCCUUGUACAUCAGUAUGUUAUGCGCCAGGAUCAUGGCUUAUGCAGCAAGCCGAAAGUCUAAAUGACCCUCACAUAUGUAUGUGCUGCAGUGCACAUCCAUGCGGCAUGGUGUUCUAUUCCAACGUCUAGGCCGAUUGCGACGUGGCCUGGCACUGUAGACGUGGUCUUCGGCGCAAAAGUGGCGAGACGGUCAGGUUCCUUGGGACCAGGUGUUACACAGAACCUAAUCCAGAUAACGGCCAGCAUCCGAGUCAGGCUGUCGCACACCACUGUUUCGUCGCCUCACUGGAAACUCGAACCUAAAGAUGAUUCUCGGCCGGACUGGUCUCGACUCCAGCUAAUGUUGUCCAGACGGGCCGCCAUCGCACCAGGUGGUACAGCAAUUUGCGAACACGUCGCAGGACAAUCGUUCGAUUCUUUUCAGCUGGAUAGCAUUCAAUCUGCAUCACGCGCACGAGCAUUCUGCAAUUCAUGAUAUGCGACCGUUGGACGAUACCAUGCGUUAUGCAGAAAUCAAACGAUCAGGUCGCUUCCUACGACGAGG
Molecule: messenger RNA, 670 nt
Organism: Aspergillus piperis CBS 112811
Lineage: Eukaryota; Fungi; Ascomycota; Eurotiomycetes; Eurotiales; Aspergillaceae
Exons: 2
Coding region: 188-601 (137 amino acids)
Source: RefSeq, a predicted model, not a curated record